UAUAUUUAGUAAAUAAUUGUUAUGUCGUUUGAACAUUAGCCACGUAGAGCUUUUAUUUGGGUCUGUCCGCGCGUUAUGUUAGCUAACAGGACAACAGUCCUGCUAGGUCCUGCUACGUGGAUGUAAAGAAGCAAUUUUCUUCGAAUAACAAUUAUUAUAAUAUAACUACAAAUCUGUGCACCUAUAAAGUUACGGCAUAUCUUACUAAAUACAUUUUUGAAUAACUAGCCCGGGAGUGUGUGUACUGUCCAAACCUACGAUCAAUGAUGCUGCCUGCAGAACUUAAAAACUUGACGUCUAACUUAAAAAGUUAAAUGUAAACAUUUUAAGUUGAAAUGUAGCUUCGUAUUGUGAAUUAUAUUGAGGUAUUUUGAAAUUAGUAUUCGUUGACUGUUUCAGACAGUUUUUAACUAGUAAGAUCGAUUCUACACAUCUUUCAGUUACAUUUAAUGCUUAAGGAGAACAGUUUGGGACUUUUUAGGGCACAUAAUGGAUGUUUCUUGUCAUAUUAGACUUCUUUAAAGUUGACCACAUGUUAAAACAUUUUAGUUUUUAAUUGAAUGACUUGUAUCACUUAAAAUAUGCCACGAAUAGCCUUUUGGUCUAUCAAUGUUUAUUCAUUCAUUUUUACAUGUUGUAAAAGUUUAAAUGUCAUUCCUGGUGCCAUUACUUUGAAAUGUCCUGUUCCUGGAAAACAACUUAUUAAUUAACUUAUUUACUGUGGACAUCAUUUCAAAAUAAAAGUCGUGGUGGUAAUUCCUAAUAUACACCUGUAAUUUAAAGGUAAUUUCAAUCAAGGUCUUAAUUUCACACAUAUUCAAUAAAUCUGAAUACGUUAGUAGAGUGGAGUGAAGUAUGAGGAGCAAGAAAGGUUUUCCAGAAAUAUUACAGCUUCAAGAUGGAUGUGAAAUUGUUUAUUUGACUAAGAAUAGUUCUGUUGUUAAUGGUGACGUGGUGUCAAGUCAGCUUCAAAUCAGGUUUAUUAAAACUAUCGAAAGUUACCAAAUCCAACGAGGGCAAGGCAAGUGUGACGUGGCCUUCAUUCAAGUAUUACACGGUUAUUUUGGCCUUACAGGUGUCAUUUUCGCCUUUUGUUUGUUGUUUUCUUCGGUAAAUGUGUUUUUAUAAAGAAGCAUUGAGUAAGAUUGUAAUUGAUAGAAAACGGUUGAACUGCGCAGAGUUCGGCUCAGUCGAGGCAGCGGCGAGGAGAGAGGACAGAAAGCGGAGCGGCUCGCUUUCGGCUUUAUUAUGCUCCAUUCGAUCGGUUAUCACCCACAGAACUGACAGGACUCAUGGUGAAGAGAAAGAAGACGUCACCUACUGCCGAAAAGCGUGAAAAUUGCAUGACACCGGGAUCCAGGGAGGGGAUCGGGAUCGAUGGGAAGAGGAAUCCGUCCAGAAAGCCCGACGGUUGCGACGAGGAGGAGAGCGGAGAGCAGGCGAGCGAGGAGCGGAGUACAAAGGGAGACGACCGAGUGGAAAUUCUUAAUCCAUCAGCCACGGGUCUCAGCUCCGGUUCUGCCCAGGUCCUCCCUGCCUCCCCACCGAACCGGACCGGGCUAGGCUCGAACCAGCAGCCACCGACCUCGUCUGAACCCGCCCCUCCGUGUCACGACCAGCAUCAUUUUCUGCGAUCCAGCGUUCGACCUCCGAGCAAACGGAUACGGAAGGAUUCAAUCAGCGCGGCUAUCAAUGGACAUGGCGGGGCAAAAUCGAAAGGGGCAGAGAACGGUUCUUCUUCCCAUGGAGGUGUCGGACAGUCGGGGACUGUGGCUGGCUCCACAGGAGGAGUGUCCAAGGCAUCCAAGGGUCAGGGGUCCACUGAUAAAGACGAGCAGGCCGGUAACCAGAAGAGAGCCCGUCGACAGUGGGAGUCGUGGAGCGCCGAGGACAAAAAUAGCUUCUUUGAGGGGCUCUACGAGCAUGGCAAAGAUUUUGAGGCAAUCCAGAAUAACAUUGCGAUGAAGUACAAAAAAAGAGGCAAGCCUGCCAACAUGGUGAAGAACAAAGAGCAGGUCCGCCACUUCUACUACCGCACCUGGCACAAAAUUUCCAAACACAUCGACUUUGCCAACGUAUACAACCGCGUCCUGAAGAAAUCCUCCCAAGAACUGUACGGCCUCAUCUGCUACGCCGAGCUCCGCAAAAAAGUCGGCGGGUUGAUGGAUGAUAAGAAUGUGGCGAAGCUGAAUGAACUCAUCCAGCAGGGGGCAACCACAGUACGCUCCAAAGGGAGGAACCUGCGAAUAAAAGCACCCAUGUGCCGAGCCCUGAAGAAACUUUGCGAUCCAGAUGGAGUAAGUGAUGAGGAGGACCAGAAGCCAGUGCGUCUACCCCUGAAGGUGGCAGUGGAGCUCCAACCACGCAGUAAUUACUCCUGGGCCCGUGUUCAGACUCUCGCCCAUAAUCCUCGCCUCAGGAUGGUGGUGGAACUUCACAGGAAAGUUUCCAGCCUCAUCGAGUACCUGAAGCAGAAGUGGGCUUACCAAGACCAGAGAAUACUCAACAGUCUGAAGGAGAGAGAAGCUCUGGAGGGCAGCCAGUCCAUCACGGUCUCCCCCAGCAAGGGUCCGCAGGAGGAGCUGUGUCUUUUCCCGUCCGAGAACAGCACCUUGAUUACACUUCCUGGUGUGGCCCGGGUGGUUCACUCCAAAGCGUCUUGUACUGUGCAUUGGCUUGAGACCGGCAAGAACCGACCCAACGCCAAGGAACUGCCAGCGGCUCAGAUUCUAGGCAUCCACACGGCUGCGCCCAGAGGGACCAGCAAAUCUGGACGUGGAAGCGCGAAUGUCGGUGGGAUCUCUGCAGCUGCGAUAGCUGAUAGUCGUCGGACUGAAGGCUCUAAUACUGAACCGUCACCGGACAGUUCUGGAAAAGUGGAUGAAAAGAAACUUCAGCAUAUGGGGCUUCUUCCAGAAGAAGGAAACGGGACGGGAUCACCUGAGACCACAGAGGUCAACAGUGGCUUAUUGGCAAACCGAAGCACUGAGGGGUCAUGUGGCGUUGCGGAAAUCUCCAAUGAUCCGUGCAAAGAGGAGCCAAACGCCAGCACCUCCUCCCCAGAAACGGCAGCGACCCAUCCAGCCAAACCUGCUGCGGGCGGCUCAGAGGAGGCUGUGUCCCAACCGACAAAGGAGCGAACCGUCGAGCAGAUCAGAGAAGAGGGCUGGAGCGCGCGCGACACAGACGUCACCCUGGCCGAGCUCUACCUGAUGUUUGGAAAGCCGGGCAAACUGCAGCUGGAGUACGAGUGGCAGCAUGUGGUGGCUCCCUCCAGCAACCAAGAAGAGGGCCAGCCAUCGGUCCCGUCCAGGCCCAACAGAACAAACCGGGUUUUACGCUGCCUGCUGAAGCUGGUUCAAACCGAGGUUAAUCCUAAACCUUUGGCUCCAGAAGUUUGCUCUACAGCCACAUCGCCCCUUAAGAGCCAUCAGGAGGAGCAAAAUCAGUCCAUUACCCCCCCAGGAAAAGGUCCGAUCGCAGGCGUUCGCAGCCCCAACUGCAGCCGACAGCCGGCCUCCGUCCGAGUGGCGAGGAUCCACUCCCCAAACACAGGUGCCUCAGGUGGCCGUAACCUUCCUCGCUCCCUGCUGGGGGCGCCGAAUGCAGGCAGCGAUGCAGAAGGCGGCGUGUUUGCAGUACCCACCACACUACCUCCCAACAGUUCCCGCUACAACCGAAUGUUCUCCCCCAACAAGGAAGCGCAGCUCGCCUUCAGACAGCAGCUGGACUCCAUAAGUAUGCAGUCGGACCUUUUCCUUAACCGCCAAAGGAAACCAAGAAACAGACAACUCCGGAAACCCCUUGUAGUUCAGAGAACGCUGCUGCCCCGGACUACAGGAGACACUUCUCAACACGUCUGCUCCUUCUCCAUUCUUUCAAACUCCUCCGCUACAGGGACUGGAUCUUUUCGACCAAUCAAUACUCGUUUGGCUCCAUCCACUCGUCCUCCUCUGACUAAAACCUCGCCUGCAUCAUCUAGCUCUGCAGCAUCCAGCGAGCUCUCCAGUGCCAUCGACCUGGCGGCUAAGUCUGCGGGCAUCAUCCCUGGCAGUCCAUGUCCAGAUCUGGAUUCCUCCACUGUUGACGGCGCUUUGCUCACAACGCCACCCAUUGCUGAAGCAGAACCGGACACCCACCUCCUUCAGCAAAGCGUUCCAGAGAAUGGUCUGCCUCCACCGUCUCCUGGAGGGAGCGGAAGUCGAGACUCGCUCCUGUCUCCACCCAGCGUUGCCUCGCUUCUCGACAUCUCUCUGCCCGGACCUCCAGAAGAAGCUCUCGCGCCAGGAGAACCUCAGACACAAAUCAGUGACUCCAUCAUUGAGCUCGCCAUCAACUCAACACACUAUGGGGAGGAGGCAGCCCUCUCUCCAGCCAAGCUGGGCAAUGGGGAUCACUCCAAGCUGUUGGCCUCCUCUCCCUCCGUCAGCCCAUCAAGAGGCUGGAUUCCUUCACCAAGCCACGACCCCCAGUGGUACCCAAGUGACUCGAGUGACUCCACACUGGGUUGUCUUCUUUCUAGCAUGGUGUCUCCUGAUAAAAGCAAGAGGACCACCCUGACCCCCUCUGGCCCCUCCAGCGGCACAGCUCUGCUUGGUCCCAGCCUUCUGGACUGCAACUCCCAUGACUCCUUUCAAUCCCGUGGCCUUCCUGAUGUGGCAGAGAUGGACUCUCAGCUUGCCUGCAUGAUGAGUGAGAGCAGCGUGGACUACAUCGCUCGCUUCAACGACUUGGCUCAGGAGCUGGCAGUGACUGAGCCCUCCAUCCCACCUCCGUGACGAGGGAACCGGCUCCGUCAAGCCAUCUGCUUAGACGUUAGACGACCACCAAGAAACCUCUCGAAAGCCAUCGCCACUCUGUUUGUAAAAGUGCAAUAAUAACAGUGAACCCUGACCGUUUGGUGUCACUGAACUGUUCUUUAAGGUAAAACAUGCCCUUUAAAAACACUUUAGAGAAUAAAUAUAUAUGAGUUUACAAAACCCAACCUCAUGUACAGGAAAAGACUACGCCAUAUUUGAACAAAUAUCUCCUCCAGUCUGUCACGUCUCGUCCUGCUCUGUUGUUGUGUGCGAGUGUGCACAUCCAGCAAAGCCUUCAAGUCUGAUCCUGACCCGGUGGCCUCCGCAGAGUCCUGGACCCGAAUGUGAGGAGGCUGCAAAAGUGGCACACAGCAAAAGUGUGGCAUCGCACCAGUGUCCUCCCCCCACCCCUUCUGUUUCCAUGUGCUCCUCAUCUCAUGAUUCAGGUCGAACUGGUUUUUGUUUUAAACAGGCACUUUUGGAUGUUGGCUGCGUUCCAUUCAGCCUCAUAUGCAAAGGCAGCUUGUAUUUAUCACUAAUUAAAAUUCUCUGCAGUUUGCAUUUUUAUUUAGGUGCUUAAAGAAUUUCCAGGUUUGUUUGUUUUUUCCUUUUUCUAUUAGCUGUAGAAACAGAAUAUUUAUAUUUAAAAAGACAUUUUGCAUCCACAUUUCAGUUUUUUGGUGUCAUCAAACUCUUACGCCAUCCUUUUUUGUGUAGCAUCGUCAUAAAAGUUGAGAUUUGUUUAAAUUUCAGUGUAACUGAUUUGUUUUAAUUAUAAUUUUAAAAUCCAAACAUAUUUUAAAGGACAUCCCAUUUUUUAAUAUAUAAUUGAACAAAAAGGAAUCCUACAAAUUAAAAGCAGUAGUUUAACACUCAAUUUAAUCUUUACAAAAAGUAAGAAGAAUGUAUUUAAAUCAAACACUAAAGCCAUAAAUAAUUAAUAUUCAGCUUAAAUUGAGUCUUAAACUUUUUGAAGAAUUUACAAGAAUUCCCUCAGAGUAGCUUUGAACACUAAAGCAGCAUGAUUGGCUUCUAGACACGUGAAUUCUUGAUUUACAUGAUGUCACUCUUGUUAUUAAGACUGAAGGUAAAUUCAUCCAUACAGGUAUUUACUAUGUAAUAAAUACUGUGAAAACCAGGCCUGGUGCAUAAAAAUGUUGAAUUAGCAUAAUCAGUGUGAUGUUUGUUCCAUCUGUAGGAGUGGUUGGCAUUAUUCCACACCUUUUUGAGCAAAUUCCUUCAGGACCUUUUUUGAGGUUUUUUAAUGAACAAUCUAGAUAUGGUUUGUUCAUUAAUGUUAAAAACAAAAUCUCUGGAAUAACUUCAUAAUGUCACACUAGCUUCUAAGUAAGGAUUAGAAACAGCAGGUUUGGUUUAAAUCUGUUCAAUUUGUGUUUUUCUGUUGUACAAAUUCCAAUACUCACUGCGCUUGUGUAACAUAAUGUACAUUGUUAUUUGGACUAUUUAUUAACAUUUCGGAUAGAGUGCUUUCUGUUUAACUUAAUAUUAAGGUGACAUUUAAAAAGGAAAACCAAUUUGAAGUUUUCAGUUUGUAAAAGGUGUUUUUAUUCCGUGUAUAAAGAUAGAUUUAAACCUG
Molecule: messenger RNA, 6396 nt
Organism: Oryzias latipes (Japanese medaka)
Lineage: Eukaryota; Metazoa; Chordata; Actinopteri; Beloniformes; Adrianichthyidae
Gene: cramp1
Product: cramped chromatin regulator 1
Biological process (GO): pattern specification process
Cellular component (GO): nucleus
Molecular function (GO): chromatin binding
Source: RefSeq, a predicted model, not a curated record